GUUCGUGAUUCCCCGAAUUUGUCUGAUGUGUACGCGAUCAAACUGUAUUCUCCCUCGGUUCCGCUCGAUUCAGUUCGUAAGUCGCUGGUCGCUGGCGUUGUAGGUUGUCGCAGGUGUGAGGACGUGCCUGCGAUGCCGAGCAACGCGAAGGAAGACUUCGUGGUGGAGCACGAUGGGGAGAAGUACAACAUCGGCAAGUUCCUGCACUUCCACCCGGGAGGCAGGAACACGCUGGCGGCGUUCGAGGGCAGGGACAUCACGCAGAAGCUGCGCCAGUACGAGCACUCCGACUCGGCGCUCUACCUCAUGAAGGAGAGUGAUGAAUCUAGCACGCGUGUGACGGAUAAGGUUUAUUCUCAGAAUUGGGCAUACAGAGUGGGAUGGGAAUUGGAAUAUUCGGAAUUCGGUUUGUCUUCAGACGUGCUUGAUGGAGGCAAGCAACCUGAUUAA
Molecule: messenger RNA, 450 nt
Organism: Gryllus bimaculatus (two-spotted cricket)
Lineage: Eukaryota; Metazoa; Arthropoda; Insecta; Orthoptera; Gryllidae
Source: the annotation of a GenBank genome assembly